Fusarium musae is the source of this 1023-nucleotide messenger RNA. RefSeq lists its product as uncharacterized. Gene Ontology annotation, molecular function: ATP binding; protein kinase activity. The transcript has a single exon. The record is from RefSeq and is a predicted model, not a curated record. Bases 1 to 1023 code for a protein of 340 amino acids. Lineage: Eukaryota; Fungi; Ascomycota; Sordariomycetes; Hypocreales; Nectriaceae. Gene Ontology annotation, biological process: protein phosphorylation.
AUGCGACACGACCUAGCCUACUGGCAAGUGCACGAUACCGAGGAUGACUGUGAUUUGAUCAUCCGCUCUAACUCUGGCCAUGUCUUCUACUGCCAUAUUUGUCCUAGUCAAUUUAUUCGAUCUCCCGCCAUCACAGAACAGUACUUCAAAUGUCUCGAGCUCUUGAGAUCGGGAGAAGUUGAGAUCGACGAUUUCUACGAGGAGGAUGCCCAUGAGUGGCUGCUCAAGUGCUUUGAGCCUUUAGUUACGCGACUUGCGCCACCUUCCGAACACCAGGUCGUUACGCAGCCGACCUUGGCUCAGUACUAUUUCCCCGAACAAACAUUUGUCUGCCACCUUGAAGCUAUGGAUGAUGAGUUACAGCCCAAAGAACUCGACACCAAGAACCAUGGAUGGAGUAGCCCCAUUGUCAGAUUCGACUCCGAUUUCUUGGCGCAGCUGGAUGAUUGGACUCAAUCCUACACUCCAUCUCAAGUUCAAGUAUGCUAUGAUCGACCUGAGGACAGUCUCAUCAAACCGCCAACAUGCAUCGCCGUCACUGACCAAGAUGGUCAACCCCUCAAAUGUUUCUUCAAGAAGUUCGGACUCUCCUUUGGCCCAUCACAUGCAAAGAAGGAGCUCCUCGUAUUGAAGAAGAUCACCGAAUCUCAGAUACCUCAUCCACCUCAAGCCUAUAUUUGCCGACUCGUGGGCGUGGUUCGGGAAGGUAAUGGGCUGCUAGGAAUGUUACUCUCCUGGGUUGACAAGAAGAGUGUCCUGUCCAAGGCCAAAGCUUCUGCGAGCUCCCCAGAGUUAAGGAAACGUUGGGCAAUUCAGAUUCGCAAUUCACUUGACAUUCUUCACGACAAGGGCAUCAUAUGGGGAGACGUCAAAGCGGAGAAUGUUCUCAUAGAUAAGAAUGAUAAUGCAUGGAUCAUUGACUUUGGUGGAAGCUACACUAUGGGUUGGGUUGAUGAGGACAAGGCUGGGACACUGGAGGGCGAUGAGCAGGGUGUUGCGAGAAUCUUGAGACUUCUGGAGUAG